Molecule: messenger RNA, 3359 nt
Organism: Photinus pyralis (common eastern firefly)
Lineage: Eukaryota; Metazoa; Arthropoda; Insecta; Coleoptera; Lampyridae
Product: metabotropic glutamate receptor 1-like
Exons: 6
Coding region: 1-2022 (673 amino acids)
Biological process (GO): regulation of synaptic transmission, glutamatergic; G protein-coupled glutamate receptor signaling pathway
Cellular component (GO): postsynaptic density membrane
Molecular function (GO): adenylate cyclase inhibiting G protein-coupled glutamate receptor activity; G protein-coupled receptor activity involved in regulation of postsynaptic membrane potential
Source: RefSeq, a predicted model, not a curated record
AUGACAAAGUCGCUUUUAGCUUAUACCGACGGAUGGGCCGAUCGGCAAGAUGUUACAACUAAUUACGAAAUGGAAGCUUGGGGUGGAAUUUCAAUAAGAAUUCACUCACCUUACGUUCACGACUUCGAUUCGUAUUAUUUAUCCUUAAAACCCUCGCAGAACAUUCGCAAUCCUUGGUUUAAAGAACUGUGGGAGGCGAGAUUUAAUUGUACUUUAAACCGUUCGACAUUUGGAGAUGCGACAAAUAUGACAUCUGUCCUGGAAAAUCCUCUUGAUUUAAAAGGGACUUCAAGUAGACAUCCGUGUACAGGAAAUGAACGGCUAUCUCAAGAGUAUCGACAAGAUCCUAAACUAAGCUUUGUAAUUAAAGCCGUCUAUACGUUCGCUUACGCUCUACAAAAUAUGCAUCAAGAAAUCUGUGGCGAUAAGUAUUUUGGAGUCUGUGAUAAAUUGAACCCUUUUAAUGGUUCCCUGUUCAAGAAUUAUCUUUUAAAUGUAAGUUUUACCUACAAGGAUGACAUUGUAGAAUUUGAUGACAACGGUGAUCCUCCAGGCCGGUACGACAUUGUAAAUUAUCAAAGACUGGCAGAUGGAAGAUUUGACUAUGUCCAAGUUGGUAUAUGGAAUAACAGAACGCUAAAUUGGAUAUCCGAUUUGCAAUUUGGCCCGCAUUCUUCCAUGGAAUCAGUUUGUUCGGCUCCUUGUCCUCAUGGUCACUACAAGAAUGUACAACAAGGAGGCAAGGACAAACGCUGCUGUUGGGUCUGCGUACGAUGCCCUUUCGGUGAAAUCUUAGAUGAAGCUUCCGAUUUCAAGAGUUGCCAGAGAUGCCCAUUAGGAACCAUUCCAGAUAAAGCUCAAACAGUUUGUCUUCCUCUACCAAUUGAACAUAUGCAAUGGUUCGACACUCAAGCUGUGGUUGCAAUUUUUUUCGCGUCGUUAGGAUUCUUCAUAACUUUAUUCGCGCUAAUUAUAUUCGCUCAGUAUAGUAAUACCCCAGUUGUGAAAUCGUCCACCAAAGAGCUUUCCUAUACUAUUCUCGCGGGGAUGAUGAUAUCACACGCGUCGAUUUUUAUUAUUUUAGCAAAACCGACGAAAAUGACCUGUACGUUAAACCGUUUCAUUCCCGGAUUAAGCUUCGCAAUGAUAUACGCUGCUUUACUGACAAAGACGAAUAGAAUCUCACGUAUUUUAGCGGGAUCUAAAAAGAGAUUUCCAACGAGGAAGCCAUUAUUUAUGUCUGCCACCGCUCAAAUAAUAAUAACGUGUUUUCUUAUAGGAAUUGAAGUAUUCAUUUCAAUAGGGAUGCUCAUGUAUCAAGAAGCAAGCAGCACCCACACUUAUCACCCGACCAGGACAGUUCUUGAGUGUAAUACGACGCCUGAAGGGGUUGUAGUGCCGCUUGCGUUCGACUUUCUUUUAAUAUUCUUCUGCACUGUCUACGCAGUAAAAACAAGGAAUGUUCCAGAGAAUUUUAACGAAGCGAAGUUUAUUGGAUUCGCAAUGUACACAACGUGCGUUAUUUGGAUAGCGUUUGUGCCCAUAUAUUUUGGCAGCGAUUCGAAAGUGAUUACCAUGUGUAUGUGUGUUACUCUUAGUGCAAUGGUUACGUGGAUUUUUUUGUUUAUUCCAAAACUGUACAUAAUUCUUUUUCGGCCCGAAAAAAAUAAUCGAUCCUUCUUUACUACAAGCAAAAAUAUUAGGUGCCAUAUCGGGUGUAGGGUGUCGACCGCUAUAUCCGAAAAAAGCUCAAUAAAUAGUUGGAGGGACAGUAGCUGCAGCUGUAGAGAAAACGAAAAACCGGUUAAAGAAAUUCCACAGAAAAGAACGUUAUCAUGCCAAACUGGAGUCGAAUUGUUGCAAGUUCUUUUAAGUGCUAAAAGUUUGAUGGACAUGUAUUCGCCGUCUCAUACUGCCCUUCCAAGGAUUACGGAGAGGGAUUGUUGUGAAGCUGACAGUUGUCAAAUGAAAAAAAUCACGAUAAAGUUGCCAAACCAGUUCGAUGCCAAUCUGAAAUAUUAAUGUGGUACUGAAUGUAAUAAAUUCGGUGUAUUGGGGUUGGAACCAAUUUUUUAUUUUUGGCAUGUGUAAAGGCUAUUAGUCCAAUCGACGAAUGUUUGCUUUCAAAGGUGACUCCCCUUCCCUUGUCCAACCCUAGGGAAAAUUAUUCUUUCCGCGAACGGCGAAGUUAAUAAAAUACCCAAGAUUCAAGAUUUUUCAUGGUAACGCUUCUGAGUAUUACCUACCCAGAGCUGGGUACUGCUCGCGAGCGUUUCGCUCAAAAAAACGCUUCAAGCACAAAAGCGCGAGCACUUUUCGGACCGGCCGCUUGGUGCUCGAUACUCGAGCGUUUACAAAGUCCUCGGCACUCGAGCGCUUUUUCUGCCCGCGAGCGGCUUUUCUGCUCCUGAUCGUUUUUUUUUUGCUCAUGAGCGCUUUUAACCGCCCUCAAGCGCUGAAGGAUUAAGCCCGCUCGCGAGCGUUUUUUCCGCUCUUGAGUGUCUCUCCGCUCACGAGCAGUUUUCCCGAGCGCUCGCGAUAAACUGCUCGAGCACUUUUAGGAGUACUCGGAACGCGCACGCGAUUUCGCUUUGCAAAACAGCUCGAUACUCGCGAGCAUUUUUGAGACAAUUAGAGCGGUUGUCACUCGUCGCUCGAGCGGUUUUUUAGAACGCUUGACCCAGUUCUGUACCUACCUAUAGAUUUCUGGAAAACGGAAUUUAUAGUCAUCUCUAAACACGUAAUACUUUUUCUGUAAAUCUAACUACAGCUACGGUGGAAGGAGUAAAUUGACUUCGGUGUCGCGACAUAAGGACGCAUGAAAUUGGAUGCAUGUUAAAUUGGCGAGACAAAAGGACGCAUCGUUACUUUCCUUCACACUUCACCCAGGCUUAGGAGGGAGCAAAAAUUCUGGCGUGUUUAAAAGUUUCUUAUUUAUUUUAUUUAAGGUUGAUUUUCUGUGAGAGUAGAGUGCUUUUGCGAUCAGGUGCUGUUUCAAGUUUACUUUAAAUACUUUGGGCCUCACCGCUUUCCAGUCUUUUGGGCAUAGGUUACCUAUACUGCAGAUAUUCGGUUGCGCGUAAUCUAACACCCGGGUGUUGACAAUAGGGAGUUUUGUAGUUAUGGCAUAGUGUAAAUUCUUGCAAUUAAAUUCUUCUGCUGCCUAUGGACUUCUGAUACCACUUUAUAUAGGGUGUAGCCCCUAAGACUCCUCGGAUCAUAAUUCGUUUACCAUAAAAGAUACCGCUAAAGUCCUAGAGAAAAAUUGACCCAUAUUUACCGCCGCCAUAUUUCUAAAAUAUUUUCGAUCACCAGGGGCGUGCUGUAUUCCAGUGGCGUAUCAAACCUGCUUUUUUUUA